CUUCGUUGCUAUUCAAGUAUAGAAGGUGUUACUAUGAAUACAACGACUAGUACGAUGUCAUCAUUUUGCGAAUCUAUCGCUUAUAAAAAAAUUAUACCAUGGAUAACUAUUGGGUUGGGAUUAUUUUACACAGCCAUUCUCCUAUUUCAAUAUUGUACUUGGUGUUUCCGUCAACGUCGAGCGAAAAAGCGACGUAUAGAUCGACAAAGGGUAGGAGAAUUUUGGAGAAAGCAAGCUAUUGAAAUUUAUACACAAAUGGAUUCUAUUCAAACACUUUCACCCAUUUACAAUAAUCGACAGGGACAUCAUCAUUAUCAACAAUAUUAUGAUGGCUUGCAAUCAUUUGGUUCCUCAGCGACUCUUGUUGUUCUAUCCUCCGGUAGUCAUGCUUAUACAUCAGAGGAAUCUACCACAGUCUUACAAGAUAAAAAGGAAUCUAUCUUUCUAUAUUCUUUAACAGAUAAUCAUAAAGAACAAACUAAUAAUAAAAGGAAAAAGUCAAUUUAUAAAAAGUUUUUCAAGCUAGUGAUGAAAAGAUUGAAUGAUCGAUAUUAUCAACAAAGGAAAAGAAGAUAUCUAAUAUGGCAAUGGAGUGUCUCUAUGGGUUAUUGUAAAUAUCAUCAUGCUUAUUAUUUGAAUACGAUGAUUGACAGAUUAUUAGAAGAGAGAAAACAUGAUAACCCAACAUGAAAAAGAGAAGAGAAGCCUUUUAUAUGUAUUUAUAUACAAGUAUAUAUAAAUAUGUAUGUAUACAUGUAUUUAUAAUUUUCAACUUGUGCAUAAAACAACAACUCCUUUUAUUUAAACGUAUACACAUAUACAUAUAUACAUAUCUAUAUACAUGUAUACACAUAUACAU
Cokeromyces recurvatus is the source of this 859-nucleotide messenger RNA. RefSeq lists its product as uncharacterized. NCBI's taxonomy places the organism in Eukaryota, Fungi, Mucoromycota, Mucoromycetes, Mucorales, Mucoraceae. The coding region runs from base 34 to 690 and encodes 218 amino acids. The record is from RefSeq and is a predicted model, not a curated record. The transcript has a single exon.